GUUCCGGUUCCGGUUCCGGUGGCGGCCCGGUGCGGGAGCGGCGGCGCGAUGGGGCUGAGCGCGGAGGAGGCGGCGGAGCAGGAGGAUCGCUUCGACGGGAUGCUGCUCGCCAUGGCCCAGCAGCACCAGGGCGGCGUGCGCGAGCUCGUGAACACCUUCUUCAGCUUCCUGAGGAGGAAGACGGAUUUCUUCACCGGGGGAGAGGACGGAGUAGCAGAGAAGCUGAUCACAGAGGCCUUCAGCCACCACAACAAGCUGGCGCAGAAGGAGCGCAAGGAGAAGAAGGCGCGGCAGGAGGCGGAGCGGCGCGAGAAGGCCGAGCGAGCCGCGCGCCUGGCCAGGGACAGGGCCAGGGACACGCAGCAGGCCAGCGAGCCACGCAUCAAGGAGCUCACAGACGAGGAGGCAGAGAGGCUGCAGCUGGAGAUCGACCAGAAGAAAGAGGCACAAGGGCAGGGCAAUGGUGUCCCAGAGAAACCCUCGGAGGAGGAAGGGGAAUCUUCAGAUUCCAACAAACAGGGAACAGAUGAUGAAGAGGAAGAUGAGAAGGAUAAAGGAAAACUUAAACCCAACUCUGGCAAUGGAGCUGACCUUCCAAAUUAUAGAUGGACACAGACUCUUUCAGAAUUGGAUCUGGCUGUGCCCUUCAAGGUGAGCUUCAGGCUGAAGGGCAAGGAUGUGGUGGUGGACAUCCAGAGACGCCGCCUCAGGGUCGGCCUCAAGGGCCACCCUCCUGUCAUUGAUGGGGAGCUCUUCAACGAGGUCAAGGUGGAGGAGAGCUCCUGGCUCAUUGAGGAUGGCAAAACAGUCACUGUGCACCUGGAGAAGAUCAACAAAAUGGAAUGGUGGAACAAACUGGUUUCCACAGACCCAGAAAUCAACACCAAGAAAAUUAAUCCAGAGAAUUCAAAGCUGUCAGACCUGGACAGCGAGACUCGCAGCAUGGUGGAGAAGAUGAUGUAUGACCAGCGGCAGAAAUCCAUGGGCCUGCCCACCUCUGACGAACAGAAGAAGCAGGAUAUUUUGAAAAAGUUCAUGGAACAGCAUCCAGAAAUGGACUUUUCAAAGGCUAAAUUUAACUGAGCUCUCCCCCUUCCCCCCUCUUUCAGCCAGCCCGUUGAAUGGGGCAGGAUGUGUAUGGUUGGAUAUUCCUCACCUUGGGCAAGUAAAACUUCAGCAUCCCCCACCCGAGCUUGCUGUGGAGGCACCUGCACAGAGUCACCUCAGUGUCCUGUGGAGCAGCAGGCAGGGCCCCAGGGCAGCUCCAGCCAGAGCCACCUGCCAGAUUCCCAGAGGGCACUGAGGAGAGAAGGAGGGGUUAGAGCAAGAAGGGGUGUUAGUGCUGAGAGAGCCAGAGCUGAGAGGUUUUGGGGUAAAUCCUUGAGGUGUUGCUUCGCUUCCCUGGGCUGCUCUGCCACUGGCACAGGCACUCCUGAGUUCUGCUCCCUCCUGCUCCCCUGUGAGAACAUGGGUCAGCUGAUUUUGUAAAUAAUCCUGUUUCUGCCUUCUUGGGAAGGGAAAGCAGCAGUUGGAAAGCACAGCUCCUGCAGUGCAGACAGACCCUGCUGCUCCUUGCUGCUGCUCCUGUUGGUGCCACAAGUGGGACAGCUGGAGCACAGCUGGGCAGGGCAGCAGGGAGAGAGGGGCUGCAGAUCUGUGCCUGUGGGUGGGAGAGGGUCUGGGGGGGCCCUGGGGAUGCUGUUGUUGCUGGGAGUGUCCCUGCCUCUUUUCCAAGAGCCUCUCUCCCCGCCGGGCGAGCUCCUGCUGACGAGUGGCAUCACUCUGCAUGUUCAAAUCUUUGUUAAAACUGCAGUGCAACAUAAAGGAAAACGAGUGGAAUA
Molecule: messenger RNA, 1841 nt
Organism: Catharus ustulatus (Swainson's thrush)
Lineage: Eukaryota; Metazoa; Chordata; Aves; Passeriformes; Turdidae
Gene: NUDC
Product: nuclear distribution C, dynein complex regulator
Exons: 9
Coding region: 49-1083 (344 amino acids)
Biological process (GO): protein folding
Cellular component (GO): cytoplasm
Source: RefSeq, a predicted model, not a curated record